Onychostruthus taczanowskii (white-rumped snowfinch) is the source of this 861-nucleotide messenger RNA. Its product is annotated as poly(U)-specific endoribonuclease-A-like. Gene Ontology annotation, molecular function: RNA endonuclease activity. The transcript is spliced from 7 exons. The coding region runs from base 1 to 861 and encodes 286 amino acids. NCBI's taxonomy places the organism in Eukaryota, Metazoa, Chordata, Aves, Passeriformes, Passeridae. The record is from RefSeq and is a predicted model, not a curated record.
AUGGCUCCGUGGCUGCUGUGGCUGCUGCUGGUCACCGGCACCGCUGUCGCCACCCCUGCCCUCCAUCCCAACCCCAAUCCCAACGUGUCGGACGCGGAGCUCCGGGAGCUCUCGGAGCAGCUGCUCGCCGCGGACUCGAACCGGGCCAGGCCGGGCCAGCUGGAACUGAACCUGCAGGGCUCGGGCAGCGACAGGCUGUUUUCUCGCGUGUCCCCGGAGCUGCUGGCCGUUCCCACGUUCUCGGGGCUCCUCGCCCUCCUGGACAAUUACGAGCCGCGGCCGGGCCGGGCGGAGGCGGAGCCGCCGGCGGAGCUGCGGGAGCAGCGGCGCUUCCUGGAGGCCGCGCUGGCCACGCCGGUGCUGGCGCUGCUCGAGCGCUUCGUGCUCGCCAAGGGGCUGUACCCCUCGGCCGAGGCCUUCCGUGCCGAUCUCCACUCCAUGUGGUUCGGGCUCUACUCGCGCUCCGGUGGCAAAGCUCUGGAUUCCUGCGGCUUCGAGCACGUGUUCGUGGGGGAGGUGAAGAACGACGCGGUGUCGGGGUGUCACAACUGGGUGCAGCUGCAGGCACUGGAGAGCGCGGGGCGACUGCAGUACCUGGGCUACACCUGGGACGGGCCCUGGACAGCCUUCCCGGACGUGCUGUCGCUGCGGUUCCGCUGGGACGGGCACCUCAAAUCCCGGGGGUCGCUCCUGGUGGGCUCCAGCCCCGAGUUCGACCUGGCGCUGUUCACCCUCUGCUUCCUGGCACGGCCCGACAGCCAGUGCCACGUCAGCCUGGGGGGCGAAGCCACCACCAUCCAGACCUACACGUGGGACAAGCAGCGCCUCGUGGCCUCCGCGUACCCCCUGACCCCGCAGUGA